Molecule: messenger RNA, 1379 nt
Organism: Saccoglossus kowalevskii
Lineage: Eukaryota; Metazoa; Hemichordata; Enteropneusta; Harrimaniidae
Biological process (GO): determination of ventral identity
Cellular component (GO): membrane
Molecular function (GO): protein binding; phosphatidylinositol binding
Source: RefSeq, a predicted model, not a curated record
UCACACAUGGUUCGCGACGUAUCACAUUUAUAAAACUAAAAUGGGGAGAAGUAAAAAAGACCAAUUGAGGAAGAAAAAAGCUAAGCUGGUACAGAAAAAGAGAGCUCUCAAGAAAAACACUUCACAAGAAGAAAAAUCUACAAGACCAAAAAAAAAAGUUGUCAGUAAGAAUUUAGAGCCUGAUUUGACUGUUGCAGAGUCUAAAUCUAAGUACAACAUAGACCAGUUGCUUGAUAAGACAGAGGAUUAUAUAGAUACAUUCAACUAUGAGUUAGCACAAAAGUUUUGCCAGAGAGCUUUGGAACUGGAUCCAGAAAACACUAGGGCACUGGAAACAUCAGGAAUGUUACUUUUAGAGAUGGGGGAUGCCGAGAAUGCUAAAAAAAUAUCCUUACAAACUUUUACACACUGCUUUGGACGGGCAGUAGCGGUUCAACCCAAUGAAGGACAUUCCAAGUACAUGUAUCUAGGGCAGAUAUGUGAAGGUCAACAGGCUGUGGAAUGUUUCCAGAAAGGAAUUGAGUUAAUGCUGAAAGGAAAAGAAAAAGAGAAUCAGGGACAAAAAAUUGAAGGUGCCUGCGCUUGUCCAGAUGAGGACAUGUCAGCAACAGACCGUGAUAUCUCAAAAGCAUAUUGUUCAAUUGCUGAAAUCUAUCUCACAGACUCCUGCUUUGAGGCGGAUGCUGAAGACAGAUGUAAAAGCAGUUUAGACAAAGCAAUUGAAUAUAAUUCAAAUAAUGCUGAAGCACUUCAACUACUUUCAAGUUAUCAUUUGAGUAAAAAUAAUUUACAGGAAGCCAAAGAUGUUCUGAACAAAAGCUUAUCACUCUGGCUACCCCAGUGGCAGCAAUUUCAGUUGGAUGCUGAUGGGAUUGAUGCGCUAGAACCUUGUCCUUUAGAUUACCAGUGUAGAAUUACCACAGCUAAAUUACUUAUUGAGUUACAGAUGUUUGAAAAAUCAAUAGAUGUUUUGGAAAAUCUCUUAGAAGAGGAUGACGAGGUUGUGAUAGUGUGGUAUCUCAUAGGCUGGUCAAAUUAUCUCCUAACAACAGAUGAACACAAAAAAGCAGCAAGAUUUUAUUUACAAAGCGCACACACGCUUUUUUCUAAGGUGCAAUGUGAUGACGAUGAAAUGCUGAAACACAUAGAAGAACUUCUAAAAGAACUUGGACCAGGUGAAGAAGAGGAUGAAGAAGAAGAUGAUGAAGUUACCAUGGAUGCAGAUGAUUUUAGCAGCUGUAGUAGUGAAGAUGAUGAAAUGGAACAAUAGCGAGAAAAUCUGAAUAUUUAUUGAUAACCUGAUGUUCUAUUAAUUUCUCAAGUUGUUGAAUAUUGUGUAGAUAUUUAUCAAACGUGAUAAAAUAAACAUUAAGAUAAUG